UUCCAUCAUCUCCAAGAUUGAAACUUUGAGCGCCGGUGGAGUCCAAGUGGUUCCCAUUUAGUGCCCAAAUUCUCAGUUCAAGUUAUAGAGAGAGAUAGGCGAAUGGAAAGCUCUGGAGAGUUGGUGCCAUUUCCGCUUUUGCUGACACCGAUAGAGUCCAACUACAGGGCAUGUACUAUCCCUUACAGAUUUCCAUCUGAUAAUCCCAAGAAACCGACUCCAACCGAGAUCCAAUGGAUUGAUCUCUUCCUCAAUUCCAUCCCGUCUUUCCGAAAACGGGCGGAGAGCGAUGACACAGUUCCCGAUGCUCCAUCUAGAGCUGAGAAAUUUGCUCAGAGGUAUACUGAAAUCCUGGAGGACCUUAAGAAGGAUCCUGAAAGCCAUGGUGGGCCACCUGAUUGCAUUCUACUUUGUAGACUUCGUGAGCAGAUACUUAGAGAACUGGGAUUCAGGGACAUAUUCAAGAAAGUUAAGGAUGAAGAAAAUGCCAAGGCAAUAUCCUUGUUUGAGGGUGUAAUUCAUCUUAAUGACGCCAUUGAAGAUGAUGCCAAACGUGUGGAGAAUCUUAUUAGAGGAAUAUUUGCUGGCAACAUAUUUGACCUUGGUUCAGCACAGCUUGCAGAAUUAUUUUCCAAGGAUGGGAUGUCCUUCUUGGCUAGCUGUCAAAAUCUUCUCCCAAGGCCAUGGGUGCUAGAUGAUUUGGACACUUUUAUACAUAAUUGGGGGAAGAAAUCAUGGAAAAAGGCAGUUAUUUUUGUUGAUAAUUCUGGUGCAGAUAUUGUCUUAGGUAUUCUACCAUUUGCAAGGGAGCUCCUACGACGUGGAACACAGGUUGUCUUGGCUGCGAAUGACUUGCCCUCAAUAAAUGACGUCACUUAUCCUGAGUUAGUUGAGAUCAUAUCCAAGUUGAAGGGCAAAAAUGGUGAUCUUGUAGGUGUAGAUACCUCCAAUCUUUUGAUCUCGAAUUCUGCCAACGAUUUGCCUGUUAUUGAUUUGACAAUGGUGUCUCAAGAACUCGCUUAUCUGGCAAGUGACGCCGACCUUGUUAUUUUGGAAGGAAUGGGGCGUGGAAUUGAGACAAAUCUUUAUGCGCAACUGAAAUGUGAUUCCCUCAAGAUUGGAAUGGUAUAUUUUAUAGUUUUAAAUCGCUCGAUUUCAAGUUUUAUGUGUUUAGGAUGCAAAUGUAUGUUAAAUGUCAUUGAACGUUGUUGUCUUUAAAUGCAGGUCAAGCAUCCAGAGGUUGCCCAAUUCCUAGGAGGAAGGUUAUAUGAUUGCGUAUUCAAAUACAACGAGGUUUCAACCUAACACUUUGCUACUAUUAUUAUUAAAAAACAAUGUCUAGUAAAUUAGGCGACAAACUAUAGAAGAAAAUAAAUGGCAUUGGAAUUUUGUCAUCUCUUAACAAUUUGUGUCGAUAAAUGGGCCAUGAUACAUCACUUAUCAUUUGAAAUGCUAGCCAAUGCUCUAUGUAAUUUUAUUUAA
This is a messenger RNA of Impatiens glandulifera, 1482 nucleotides long. RefSeq names its product damage-control phosphatase At2g17340-like. Gene Ontology annotation, cellular component: nucleus; cytosol. NCBI's taxonomy places the organism in Eukaryota, Viridiplantae, Streptophyta, Magnoliopsida, Ericales, Balsaminaceae. The record is from RefSeq and is a predicted model, not a curated record. The transcript has 11 exons. Gene Ontology annotation, biological process: coenzyme A biosynthetic process. Gene Ontology annotation, molecular function: pantothenate kinase activity; ATP binding. The coding region runs from base 103 to 1218 and encodes 371 amino acids.